GUCCUCUGUGCCCUCCUGUCCUCUGCGCAUGUGUCCCUCUCUGUGUCUCUCUCAGGAUUCCUACAGUUCCGGGGAGAACUUCGCUCAGUGUCCAUCCCUCUGCGUAGAGAGGAGUCCAGUUGUUCUCUCUGAGCCCAGCAGGAUCGACAGCAGGCCUUCAGACUCACAGAUCACAGCAGAACGUCCAGCAGGGUCAGACGAUGAGGAGCAGAGUGGGGCUGUUUGUGCUGGGCCUGCUGUGCCUCCACAGCUCAGUGUUCGGGCAGGACGCUGACCAGUUCCAGCUGGGAGUUUUAGUCUUCUGCGACGACCCGUCUGUAGACAAGGCCGUCGGCAGCGCCUUGGAAAAGUUCAACGAGAAGCUGAGCACCGGACACAAGCUGGCCCUCUUUCAGGUCCUGACAGCCAGCAAGUCGGUGAACGGCUCAGACUUGGUGUAUUCGCUGCAGUUCACCAGCAGGAGGAGUGACUGCCUCGCAGGGAGCAGCAAACCCUGGUCAGACUGUGACUAUUUGCCGCAUGGACGCAGGAAGCCGAUCUCAUGCAAUGCCACUGUCACCGUGACAGAGACAGAAGCCGACACCACACAGGUGGAGUGCGUGCUGGAUGACCACAUCUUUCCAGAGAAAGCUCCCUGCCUGGGCUGCCCCGAGGAGAUCGACGAGGACUCGGAGGACCUCAGGGUUCCUCUUUCAGUCUCCAUCUCCAAGUACAACGCCAUCUCUGACUCUACUCACCUGUUCGGCCUUAACAAGGUCGGCCACGCCACCAGACAGGUGGUUGCAGGUUUCAGGUUCAAGCUGAGAUUUGAUAUGAAGAAGACCAAAUGCAGCAAGGCCGAACACAAAGACCUCAACGAGCUGUGCGUGGCUGAUGACGAGAAUGUUGAGUUUGCGAACUGUAACUCCACAGUGGAUGUAGCACCAUGGAGACUUGAGCCCCCGGCGGCACACAUUCAGUGUGAACCAGGCGCGCUGCCUCCCACGAUUUUCACCAGGCGUCGCCCCCCUGGCUGGUCUCCACUCAGGCACAUCCUCUAUGGCCGCCCCUCCGCCGCCUCACCCACAGCUUCAGCCCCACAAUCCACUCAGAAGCCCGAGUCAUCUGAGGAGGACGCAGCCUCCAAACCGUCCGCCUCGCCCGACGUAGUGGGGGAUGACAACCCCUUCCACUGCCCGUCCAAGCCCUGGAAACCUUUCCAACCCGUCUAUGAGGCGCCUCCAGUCCCCACAGGUGUCGGAGAGGCGGCCGCCCCUAAACCUACAGGAGUUUUCAGUGAUACAGACCUGCUGUCAUAAAUCUACCCUCAGGGAAAGCACAAGAGAAACACAUUUAUCUCACUGGUUAAUUUUUGUUUCUGAUGAUGCUGUAGGGAUGUGUUUUUUUUUUUUUUUUGGAAGGAUCACCUUCAGAGAUGAUAUACAGAUUUAUGUGGUUUAAAGUGAGGACCACACAGCAACUUAACAGAUUUAAAUGAAAAUCUAUCACCAAAUGAAGAAGCAAAAGACCAUUCACACACAAAGUUACAACGCGUGCGCAGCACAAGACCUAAUACCUGAGAAAUGGUUCAAAAACACACCUGCAGUAACCAUUGAUUGCCAUAGGUGGCGCCAAAGGGAGCAAGAUUGGCACUUUUAAGUUUAUAAAGAACCUACUUGGGUAAAAAUAAACAAACAGUUUCUAUUUCUUGUAACUCGUCAGAAGGCAAAAGUUUCAGUUAUUUGAGUGAUUAAGUUUGCUCAACAAAAAAAAAAAAAUCAAAAAAGGGUUUUCACUCUCAAAGUAGAAAAUCUUUAAUAAAAAAAAAAAAAAACA
This is a messenger RNA of Mugil cephalus (flathead mullet), 1815 nucleotides long. RefSeq names its product kininogen 1 (gene kng1). The coding region runs from base 201 to 1298 and encodes 365 amino acids. The transcript has 9 exons. The record is from RefSeq and is a predicted model, not a curated record. NCBI's taxonomy places the organism in Eukaryota, Metazoa, Chordata, Actinopteri, Mugiliformes, Mugilidae. Gene Ontology annotation, molecular function: cysteine-type endopeptidase inhibitor activity. Gene Ontology annotation, cellular component: blood microparticle; extracellular region. Gene Ontology annotation, biological process: positive regulation of cytosolic calcium ion concentration; negative regulation of endopeptidase activity; negative regulation of blood coagulation.